AAUGAGUGACAUGGAAUCGUACAAGGUGCUUCUGGAUGGGCCGGCGCCAUGGGGGUUCAGGCUGCAGGGUGGCAAGGACUUCAACAUGCCGCUCUCUAUCUCCAGGCUCACCCCCGGGGGCAAGGCGACCCAGGCAGGUGUGGGAGUAGGUGACUGGGUGCUAAGCAUUGACGGGGAGAACACCAGCGCCCUGACCCACAUUGAAGCACAGAACAAGAUCCGCGCCUGUGGGGACAAGCUCUCCCUCAGCUUAAGCAGAGUCCAGAACCUCCUAAGCAAACCUCAGAAGGCGCAGAACCCUGACAAGGUUAAUGCUAACCCCCCUCAGGUGAAGUCUCCACCCCAAAGCAAUCCCGUACCUGAUUAUGGAGAUUACUACCUGGAGGACCAGCACUCUCUGCGGCUGGUGAGCCUGCCGGCCUUCCUUUCCAGUGACUCCAGCAAAAAGAGACUUAUUGAGGACACGGAGGACUGGCGGCCGCGUACUGGCACUACCCAGUCUCGCUCCUUCCGUAUCCUGGCCCAUCUCACAGGCACAGAAUUCAUGCAAGACCCGGAUGAUGAGCAUGUUAGGAAAGCCAGCCAGGUCUCCAUGCCGGAUCUGUCUUCUGCGCCAACCUUGAAAGUGGAGCCAGGAUAUGGCUCUGCUGCUCCGAAGCCUGCACCCAUCUCUGGCCCUGCCAGUCGUCCCCCUUGGGCUGUGGAUCCUUCCUUUGCUGAGCGCUAUGCCCCAGAUAAAACCAGCACGGUGCUGAGCAAGCACAGCCAGCCAGCCACACCAACACCCAUGCAGAACCGCAACUCCAUCGUCCAGGCCGCGCAGCAAGCACCUGAGAGUGCCAACAAAACACCCAUCUGCUAUCAGUGUAGCAAGAUCAUCAGAGGGCGUUACCUGGUGGCACUGGGACGCUACUACCACCCUGAGGAGUUCACCUGCUCUCAGUGCAGGAAGGUGCUAGAUGAGGGCGGUUUUUUUGAGGAGAAGGGCUCCAUCUUCUGCCCCAAGUGUUAUGACAUGCGCUAUGCCCCCAACUGUGCCAAGUGCAAGAAGAUGAUUACAGGGGAAAUUAUGCAUGCCCUGAAGAUGACCUGGCACGUUCAGUGCUUUAUCUGUGCAGCCUGCAAAACACCCAUCCGCAACCGCGCCUUCUACAUGGAAGAAGGGCAGCCCUACUGUGAGAGAGACUAUGAGAAGAUGUUUGGAACUAAAUGCCGUGGCUGUGACUUCAAGAUAGAUGCUGGCGAUCGAUUCCUAGAGGCGCUGGGCUUCAGCUGGCAUGAUACCUGCUUCGUCUGCGCGAUCUGCCAGAUCAACUUGGAAGGAAAGACAUUCUACUCCAAAAAGGACAAGCCCUUGUGCAAGAGCCAUGCUUUCUCCCAUGUGUGAGGGAGAGGACAGGGAAGAGAAGAUCUGACUGCCCAAGCUGCUGGCCCACCCUAGCCCUGCACCCCUCUUCCCCCACAUCUUGCCCCUGUCCUGAAAGCGAGAGAGCUGGGCCCAGGCCCCUCACUUGACAAUCAUUCCCAUUGAGGGUGCAGUGCUCAGGGCUCCCUUCAGUACUUUGGGAGGGUUCAGUUACGUGGAUUUAGGCCAUUGCUUCCCUCACCCCAGUAAAAUCCCAUUCUGCACAAGCACUAAGUGAUUGGGGCAGGGACAUCUCUACCCUUCCCAUGCCGUGAAGCCAUAGUGUCAUUACUCAGAAGGAUUCGCCUGUACCUCUGUUUCUGUGCCAGCUGCAGCCAAAGAGAGGGAGCCCCAGGGUUGUUACUCCCUAGCUGAAGGAUCCUAAAUAUUAGUGCUCUUGCAAAGUAGGCAUCUGUUGAGACCAAGCCUUCCCUAGGGGUCAUUAUCUCCUAUUGAUGUGAAUAAUUGCCCUUGGAGGCAACAGCUUUUCCCAAAGCCUGACUCUGGAUAGGGCUCAUUCUCAGUACUUCCUGCCUCCUUUGCCAUGUAGCUACCAACUUCUCCUUGCCUUCUCCUCCCUGAGAAGUCAUUGCAAAGGAUUUCUAUGAUCCAGGCUGGUUCUGUCAUGCCACUCCAUUUGCUCUUUAUCCAUUAGUACGUAUUUCCAUAUUUAGUGGCAGAAACCCACUCCCAGCCAUAUUGGCCUCAUGAAAUUGCUUUUCCCAAAGUCCAGACCAAAGAAACCCUUCCCCUGCCUCAAGAGGUCUUCCCUAUUCACAGAAGUGUUUGCAAAGUGGAAGAUCCCCCUGCCGCCACUCUACCACCACCGCCCUACUCCAGGAAACUGUUGGGUAUCUCCAGGGAAGAGCAUUUUCUGUAAGUUGCAACAGACUAAGUAAAAAUAAUGUUUAAAUGCCAUAGAGAUCAGAAAUGUUGCAGGAUCCGGCCUCUUCUCCCCACCAGUCAAAACUGCUUCUCCCACACCGUGAGAUGAACGUGCAACUCACUCCCCCAGUACACGAUGCUGCAUCUGCCUGUAGCUCACAGCCCCUGGGCCAGACGUGGCCCCAGAACAUCCCUACCAAAGAGUUAUUAUUUCUAUUUUGCUCUAAAUGUGUUUCCCAGAACCGUGCUGUCCGGCUGGGUGUCUGUCGUUCUUUGCCACCACAGUGGCACUUUUAAUGCCUAAUAAAAUAUGUCUUUUAAUUUUUGUCACU
Messenger RNA from Elgaria multicarinata webbii, 2622 nucleotides. RefSeq names its product PDZ and LIM domain 7 (gene PDLIM7). Gene Ontology annotation, molecular function: muscle alpha-actinin binding; actin binding. The transcript has 13 exons. Gene Ontology annotation, cellular component: Z disc; adherens junction; stress fiber. Gene Ontology annotation, biological process: actin cytoskeleton organization; heart development; muscle structure development. Lineage: Eukaryota; Metazoa; Chordata; Lepidosauria; Squamata; Anguidae. The record is from RefSeq and is a predicted model, not a curated record. Bases 2 to 1387 code for a protein of 461 amino acids.